Molecule: messenger RNA, 743 nt
Organism: Mollisia scopiformis
Lineage: Eukaryota; Fungi; Ascomycota; Leotiomycetes; Helotiales; Mollisiaceae
Exons: 2
Coding region: 39-545 (168 amino acids)
Molecular function (GO): 2 iron, 2 sulfur cluster binding
Source: RefSeq, a predicted model, not a curated record
CCUAGGGAACAUCAAAGCAAAAAUCAUAUCAGUCUAUUAUGCCUCCUCGCCCCGGCGAUGCAUGGUUCUCUGCCGGCCCUAGAAGUUCGUACCCCAACGUCACUAGCACAAGUCUCUCCGAUCUUCUCCCUUGCAAAGACACCACCGCGCCUGGCUGUAAAGUCUUCCAUGUGCCGGCCACGGACAUUUCUCAUGCCACCGAGGUCAGUCUCGAUGAUACCGUGACAGCCACAUCUGCCGAGCUAGGGGAGCAGGUCGUGGUGUUUCAGUAUCAGGGCCAGUUUUAUGGCAUUGAUCACAGGUGUCCACACUCCUCAUAUCCACUCUCACGAGGCACACCGUUCGACAUCGAAGACUUCAGCGUACGACUUAGUGCUGGGAUCAGGUGUCCGAAACAUGACUGGUCUUUUGAUCUGAUUCGGGGCAAUGGAGAUAGAGGUAACUAUCGGUUGAAGAUUUGGGAGGUGCAGUUACGGCCGGGUCAGAGUAAAGAGGGUGAGAUGGAGAUACAGGUUUGGGUUAGGAGGAAGCAGAGGAUUGGCUGAUUGUUUUUUGUACUGAAGAGCUCGAUGAUCUUGGAUGGGAUGUGGGUUUUGACAAGAUCCACGGUUGAGGGUUUCUUUCCAAGCAUUUGCCGACGGAAAAACGAAUAAAUAAGCUAAAGCCGGUGAACAUAGCCUCGAAUCCGGUUAGAUUGUAGGUUGUUUUUAGUUGACAUCAAGUCAGACAUUUUCGACAGUGGC